Plasmodium falciparum 3D7 is the source of this 810-nucleotide messenger RNA. RefSeq lists its product as uncharacterized. The transcript has a single exon. The record is from RefSeq and is a predicted model, not a curated record. Bases 1 to 810 code for a protein of 269 amino acids. Lineage: Eukaryota; Apicomplexa; Aconoidasida; Haemosporida; Plasmodiidae.
AUGAAUUUCGUAAAAACAUAUUAUAAAAAUUGCAUGGAUGCAUGUACACCUGCCAAAUAUUCUAUAGACCAAAACGAAAUAAAUCUAGCUGAUAUAUCUACAAGAUUAAAUCUAAAAAUAUUUGACUUUUAUAAUAGCACGCCCAGUAAUAUUAGUAUGAUGGAUCUUUAUGAAAAUAAUGAAGAUGAUAAAAAGGGGAUAAAACAAAAAACGAAAAAUAAAACAAAAUUGACGAAAAAGAAAAAUAAAAGAAAGAAUGAUUGUACACAUAUAGAUAACUUUAAGAUUUUGGAUAACGUUUUUCUGACACAUGUCAGUGAAACAUGUAAUAUGAAUAAAAAAAAUCACAGAAAUAAUCAAACUAAUUUAGAUAAAGAGAAUAAAGAAUAUUAUAAAAAAAAAGGGGAUAUUUAUAUAGAAAAUGCCUUUCCAAAUAUUUUAUCAAACAAAAUAUAUGAUGGAACUGUGAAUAUAUCUUAUAAGGAUUAUAACAAAAUGAAAGAAACAAGUAAAAAUAAAUAUACUAUCUUAUUAAAGGAACCAACAAGAGAUCAAAAUAUUAUUUCUUAUAAAUUUAAACAGGAAGAUAAAAUAAAAGAAGGAAAAAAAAAGGGAAAGAUGAAAAAAAUUUCGAAUAAAAAGUCAAGAAAAAAAAAAGAAGCAAACAUGUUAUAUGAAAAUGUUAAUGUUUUAAAAAUAGGAAAAAAUAAUUCAUACGAAGAUACAUAUGCUCUCAAUUCUCCAAAUGCAAAUAUUAUACCCUCAUCAAAAAUAUAUAUACCUAGAAUUAAUUUAUCAAGAUUUAAUUAG